Molecule: messenger RNA, 2231 nt
Organism: Pelagomonas calceolata
Lineage: Eukaryota; Pelagophyceae; Pelagomonadales; Pelagomonadaceae
Source: the annotation of a GenBank genome assembly
CGACGUGGACGCUCCCGUGCCUCCCUGUCCGGAGCCCCCAGGGGCUGCGCAGCUCAUCUGAGGACUGAGGAGCUCGCCCCGGCGCCCCCGCAGCGCAGGGCUCGCGCACGCCGCUCCAGCUUUUAAACGAGGGCCUGAGAGCCUGGCCAGCCUCUCCCAGCCUUUUUGGACCGCCGCGACGGCCCGCGGACGCCCCCGAACGGCUCGAGACGCCGUCGCAGCGAAGCCACAAAAAUGCCCUCGCACCACUCCCAAAAGCGGCCGCGCGGCGUCGCGAGCGGGUCCUGGGAUUUAGAUGCGGCGGCACCACCCACGGAAGAGCAGGGCGACCUCGGCGCGGCGCUGGAAGCGGAAUCGAGGACGGUAGGCCUCGCCUUAGGAACACCUCGAGAUUUCGACCGGCGCUUCGAGGUCUGCGACGUGAUCGGGCGCGGCGCGUUCUCCGUCGUCAGUCGUGUGGUAGAACGAGCGUCGGGGCGACGGCUAGCUGUGAAAACGUUAGAUGCCCGACCGCUGCGGCUACGACCGAACUUCUCGCCGAAACGGCUGCUGCGGGAGGCCUGCAUCCUCUCGCGGCUGCGCCAUCCGAACGUCGUAAGCUACGUGGGGGUCUGGGCCGGCGGCGAUUCGUUGCGACUCGUCAUGGAGGAGGCCGCGGGGCGCGAGUUGUUCGACGUCAUCCUCGAGAAGCAGGCCAUCGAGGAACCGCGCGCGAAGCCGAUCCUGCGCCAGCUCACGGGCGCUUUAGCUUAUUUGCACGAACAUAAAAUAGCCCACAGAGACGUCAAGCCGGAAAACGUCCUCGUGUCGAGCGACGAGCCGCCGCGCGUCACGCUCAUCGACUUUGGAUUGUCCAAGGCAUUGCUGGAGGAGGGCGACGAGGAGGCCUUUCCCUUGUUAGCUACGUCCGUCGGAAAGACGUUCGUGGGCACGCCCUGCUAUCUCGCGCCGGAGAUCGAAGCCAUCCACCAGGGCGGCGCCGACGCUCCGAGAAGCUACGGCGUCGCCGUCGACGCCUGGUCUCUUGGAGCCGUCGUCAACGUCACGCUUGUAGCGAGGUUUCCCGAGUUUGAGAGAUCUUCUGCCAAGUCUAGGGUCAAAGUCGACACGGCCGCGUUCCGAGGCGUCUCGCCCGAAGCAAGGGACCUCGUCGCGCGGCUCAUGGUGCCGAAUCCCGCGGAACGCCUUACCACAAGAGACGCGUUGGAUCAUCCCUGGUUGUCAGAUGAUGCAGAAAGGCCGUCCUCGCCCAUCAAAAACGUGGACGACAUGGCGCUCGUGCCUAGAAAACCGGAGACAGGGGAGCCCGUGUUCCGGGUCGACGACUUGUUGGGCCUGCAGCAGACGAUCGCCGUGUGUUUACGGAGUGCCUUCGCGACGUACCAGGACGUGCCCGGGGUCUCUCGAGCUUUGAGGCAGAGUGCGGUGCUAUGUAGAUCACAGUUACUGGAGAACGCGAAACUCCUGAGAAAAAUAGAACAUACAGCUUCGUCGGUCCUCGACAUCCACGACGAUCUUGAGUUAGCGGUCGACGCCGGGCAAUCGGCACUAGCCAGAGAACUCGUCGCGACCGUCAAGGGCUGGGUCGGCGGCCUCAAGGAGGCCGUCAAGGACGUCCAGAAGGGCAACGCCGCGCAGAUGCGCCACCUGCACCAGGCGAUUAGUGAGGUCGAGAGCGCCUGCGAGAAGGACGGCUAUGAUUCGGAUUGCGCGACGAAGGACGGCCGCGAGCCCCUCCCCUUACCGAAGACCGACGAGUCCCUCCACGACGGAGCGCUGGACGGCGUCGAGGACGCCUUGAAAGCAGCGACGAACGCCGCGUCGGCCAUCGCCACCGCUUCAAGAGACGCGCGGUCCGCCUCCUUUUCUGUGCAAGAAACGGCCAUCACGCCCCAGUUCUUCCCGGACGCGCCGGCGCCGGAGCGGGUCUUCGAGCUAGCUCUUCGACAGUUGGAGCGUGUUGAUGCGGUCCUGGAACGGUUGGCUUUACUCUGGGAUUCGACCGAGGUCGUUUUUGACACUUUAUUACAAAAGUCGGAGCACAUCGAGAAAUUUCUCGAAUUUGCCAGGGAGCCGCAAUUACUGGGACGGUUCCGGCAAAGGUUGGCGGAGUACAAGCGGUUCUGGGUCGACGUCCAGGCCGUGUCUCGAGCUACUUUACAGAACUCGCCGCGGGGCGCGGCGGUCGAGUGAGUCCCCUUUUUCGUCAUAUAAGAAACCCGUGUGUUUGA